This is a messenger RNA of Cladophialophora immunda, 2150 nucleotides long. RefSeq lists its product as uncharacterized. The coding region runs from base 913 to 1869 and encodes 318 amino acids. Lineage: Eukaryota; Fungi; Ascomycota; Eurotiomycetes; Chaetothyriales; Herpotrichiellaceae. The transcript is spliced from 2 exons. Gene Ontology annotation, molecular function: GTPase activity. The record is from RefSeq and is a predicted model, not a curated record.
CCCAGGUGGCCCCAUGCCGGCACUCUGUUUCCCCUUCUCCUCUGCGCUGGUUGCUGCUGUUGCUGGGACGGCAUCCUUUCUCUCUUCUCGGGCGGUGAGCAACGCUUUCUUUCCUGGCUCUCGAGGCCUUUGGGAGAUUUGAUUCGCCUCUCGUCUCGUCGGCGUUCGAGUGGACUUGGGGAGGGAGAAUUGCGCAAUCGUCCCCGACUUCAAAGGUAUCCUAUUACUCGUCCCGAGAAAAAGUUUCCGACUGGACGACUGCAAGGGCCCGUACAGGCUGAAAGGCGGUGGCAGAAAUAUCGUCGUCUAUAAUUUUUGCGGCCUUUUCCCUCGUAUACGUGACGACGGAGAUGAUGAAGCAACACGGAAGAAGGAAAAGAGAACCAAAACACAACAACGAGUUCAACAGCCCCAAGUUCUCUGUCUGUCUUAAGACUGCAAACUCGAAGAUUGUCACUCCAGCCUGCGGGACGCUAACGCCUUUGGGAAACAUCUGUGGUAUGAGAGUGGCAUGAGGUCCGACAGAAAGCCAUCCAGUGAGACAGGCUCUGCACAGAGAUUCACACUCUUGACCUUGCUACGUCACUACCGAAUCCUCUCCUAGUUCCAUCACGUCGAGAGAGGAGGAGAAGGAGGAGUAGACAAAGGGGAAGAGACACCUAGUGGUGAAAGGCAGGAGGACUUCAUCAACGUCCACGAACGGUUCUACAUCCAUCAACGCGAAAGGCCCGACUGAGCACUGUUGAAUCUGGGAACGCAUAUACGUGCAAUCGCCCCGCGCCAACAUCGUGAAUCUCUUCUUUUUCACACAGAACUCUUGUCUCAUCUUCUGCGCCAAUUGCCCCUCGAGUUCAGCUCAUCCACCAUCACAAACCGACAGACUCCGAAAAGCACAAGGAAAGCUAAGAAGACAUGUCGAAAUUCGGUGUCCUCGUCACCGGUCCCGCUGGGGCCGGCAAAACAACCUUCUGUACCGCCCUCAUCACCCAUCUCCACCACAGCCGCCGUUCCGCCUUCUACGUGAAUCUGGAUCCGGCGGCCACCGACCUCAGCUACACUCCCGACCUGGACAUCCGGGACCUGAUCUCGCUUGAGGACGUCAUGGAAGAGCCGCUCUCCCUAGGCCCCAACGGCGGGUUGAUCUACUGCUUUGAAUUCCUCCUGCAGAAUCUCGACUGGCUGGCCGAGGCCAUCGACCCCCUGACAGAAGAGUACCUGAUCAUUUUCGACCUCCCGGGCCAGAUCGAACUGUACACCCACAUCCCCCUGUUGCCGGAGCUGGUCCGGUACCUCUCGCGCAUGGGUCCGCUGAACAUCUCGCUGUGCGCGGCGUAUCUCCUCGAGGCGACCUUUGUGGUCGACAAGGCCAAGUUCUUCGCCGGCACCCUCUCCGCCAUGAGCGCCAUGGUCAUGCUGGAACUGCCCCACGUCAACAUCCUCUCCAAGAUGGACCUGGUCAAGGACCAAGUCCCCAAGCGCGAGCUGCGCCGCUUCAUCGACCCGGACGCCAACCUCCUCGACCAGGAGGACACCGGCCGCGAACUCCUGCCCAGCGCCAGCGCCAGCGCCGGCUCCGGCUUCGGCGGCCCGACGGGAAUAGGAGCGCCAGAGUACACCGCAUUGGACGUCGGCAAUCCGCACGAAGUCGACAACAUUAUGUCUGGAGGAUCGUUCAAGCAGCUCAACCGCGCCGUCGCCCGCCUGAUCGACGAUUUCAGCAUGGUGUCCUUUCUGCAGCUGGAUGUCAACGAUGAGGAAAACGUCGGUGAUGUGUUGAGCUACAUUGACGACGCCAUUCAGUUCCACGAGGCGCAGGAACCGAGAGACCCCAAGGAACCCGAGUUGGAGGACGCCCCCUGGGAGGACUGAUUGGAGAAUGUGCCCGGAAACGGGUUGUGAGCAUGAAUGAGGCACUACUCACCCCAGUCGGGUUUCUCGGAGGAGGGGUCCAUUACAACGAAGAAACUAAAAGCAUCUUUUCAGCGUCGGCGUUGGCUGGUCGGCUUGGGGCUGGUUGUGCAUGUCAAGGUCACGAUCGGGAAGAGUAGAACAGAUACCCAGAAAUGAAUUUUGUACCAUCGCGAAGUGGAUUCCCCUCCAUUACACCAAUGCUGUUUUCAAACAAGACCUUUUUCCCCAAUAUACAACCC